GUAAAUAUAUGUUUUUAAUAUUAAACUGUUGUUACAAUGUCAACCACCAAAUACCAUUACCUGUCAAAACUAAAAACAGGAAGACAACAUGGAAAAAUUAAGAUCAGAAUUAUGAGAUGCUGGAGAGGAGCAACUAAGGCAGGAGUGCCAUUCAGGGGAAUCAACUUGGUAGUCAUGGAUGCUAUGAACAACAAGAUCCAUGCCUUCAUUCCAGGACAAAAUGUGGACAAAUUUGAAGAGAAGAUAAUAGUACCAAAUUUGUUCAUAGUAUCAGACUUUGAAGUACAAGCUUACAAAGCGGACGACAAGUUCAGAUGUCUACACAAUACCAAGCAACUCAUAUUUGAUGGUGAGACAAAAAUGAAGGACAUAGAAGAUGAUAAUAGUAUUGCAAAGGAGGAGGUAUUUGAUUUUUAUGAUCAUGCAGAUUUGAAGAAUAUUGCAGAUAAAAAUUUGUACUUGACAGACUAUGACAAGCUACACCCUUUCAAAAAUAGAUUUGGAAUAGACCAAGUUCAGAUGAAUUUCUCUAUUACGGAUGGGAGUUCAAAUGUGAAAGUCACGUUCUGGGAUCGCAUGGCUGAAAUUCUUAAUGAUGAAAUGGCAAAAGAAACUGAAACUCCAGUGAUAAUCAUCAUAACAAGUUGCAAAGUAGGCUUAUGGAAUGGUGCAGUGCAAUUAUCUAAUACAGCUGCGUCAAAAUUCUAUCUAAACUCAAGUGAUCCAAGUGUUAGAGAACUCAGAAAAAUCUUGAAAAAACCAGGUACUGUUUUAAGAACUAUGGGGAAACCAAAAAGGAAGAUACCCGAGUUGCAUUCCAUUGACUCAAUUCAUACUCUUGGGAAAGAGUACAUAGAGACAGAGGUGAUUACACACGUAAAGUUUGUGGCUGUUGACGAGAGUGUACCAUGGUACAGAAAUGUUUGCACCACCUGUUGGAAUGAAGUGCACAUCAACAAUGACCAGUUCUUAUGUUCUCUAUGUAACAGAAUAAUACCUAAUGCAGAUAAGAAGUUUCAAUUAGCAGUGAUGGCAUGUGAUAAUAGUGGUGAAUUACAGAUCCUUCUAAAAGAUCGUCAAGUCAAGACAAUCAUUCGCAAGAGGGUUUUCGACAUCGUAGAUCAGCCCACUACAACAUUUACGCAAAUUCUAAAGGAUCUGCUCAAUCAAAACUACACUGUCAAGAUUUUGAUCAGCGAUGUCAAUGUUCUGAAGGAUGUCAAAUUGUAUUUAGCAACUAAUAUCUGCAAAGGAUUCCAUGAUCUGGCUGUUCACGAAUCAGAAACCAAGCAAGCUGGCCAUGCACAGCCUUCAUCUUUAAGCACUCAUUUACAAGGUCUCUCUCAGCUGAACUUUGAUUCCCAGGGUGUUAGCAACACAACCUACAGUUAUGCCGAAUAAGCCAUUUCUAAGAACACCAGCUAAUGCUUUUGGAAGAAUGAACACGUAAUAUGAAUUUCAAUGACUAUUAUUUUGUUGUAAUGAUACUACUUGGACUACUUUCUACUAAUUGUCAGCCUCAGCAGACAAUUAACCAUGCUGUAUAAUGCUUUUGAUUAUUCUGAAAUUUUAGUAUUCAGAUUUUAUCAUAUUAACAAUGUAUUGGGAAUUAUAUUGUAAACAUUCUGCUA
Molecule: messenger RNA, 1631 nt
Organism: Daucus carota subsp. sativus
Lineage: Eukaryota; Viridiplantae; Streptophyta; Magnoliopsida; Apiales; Apiaceae
Exons: 10
Coding region: 37-1401 (454 amino acids)
Source: RefSeq, a predicted model, not a curated record